Molecule: messenger RNA, 1355 nt
Organism: Ilex paraguariensis (yerba mate)
Lineage: Eukaryota; Viridiplantae; Streptophyta; Magnoliopsida; Aquifoliales; Aquifoliaceae
Source: the annotation of a GenBank genome assembly
GAGAAGGCUUCUACGUGGUCAAAAAACACGUAAAAAGAGUAUACAAGUAAGCCAUCUAUUUUGAAGAAGGAAUAUUAUUUAUUUAUUUAUUUGAAGAAAAAGUUAUACUUUUGCUCCUAAAUUAAUUAUAAACUUAAUUUAAAUUUAUCUUUUAAAAUAUUAAAGUUUUUGCAUUGUCCCUUAAAUUUACUAUUAACUUGAAGUUUGCCUUGGAGACGAAGACAAGAAGCAGAAUCAGCACAGUAAGUACUCGACAUUGAAACACCACACUUUUUUCAUCUCUCUCUCUUUCUAUAUCCCAUACCCACCCACGUGAACCUUCUACCACUUUCCCCCUCUCUCUCUCUCUCUCUCUCUCUCUCUCUCGGGCAGCACCACCACUCCAGCUGUCACCCCACUUGAAUUCCACCACCUGUAGCCCCUCCGCUCCGCUCUAUACAUCACCACCACGCAUUACGCACCACCAUAGUCACCACUUUCUCCUUCCAGUUCUCUCUGAAACAUUGAUUGUCAGCUGUGCUCACAUCAAACAAUCAACUGGACUAGCUCAUGUCGGUGACUUGCGGGGUCGAAUGCGUAGUAAUACUCGGCUGCCUCCGGUGGGGAUGGAAGCGCUGCACAUACAUCGGCUCCGACGACAGCGCCAGCUGGACCACCGCCACCGCCGACGAAUUCGAGCCGGUCCCCCGCGUCUGCCGCUGUAUCCUCGCCGUCUACGAGGACGACCUCCGCAACCCCAAAUUUCCACCUACCAAUGGCUACCGACUCAACCCUGACUGGCUCAUCAAGCGUGUGACCUACGAGCAAACCGAGGGCCAAGCGCCGCCAUACACCAUCUACGUUGACCACGAUCACCGAGAAAUCAUACUCGCAAUCCGAGGAUUAAACCUAGGCAAAGAGAGCGAUUACAAGUUACUCCUUGAUAAUCGGCUGGGGAUGCAGAUGUUCGACGGUGGAUAUGUGCACCACGGGCUAUUAAAAUCGGCGAUUUGGCUGCUGAACGAAGAAUCUGAGACGUUGAAGAAACUGUGGCUUGAGAAUGGGGAGUCAUAUAAGAUGAUUUUUGCUGGGCAUUCUUUGGGGUCCGGUGUGGCGGCCUUGUUGACGGUGAUUGUGGUGAAUCAUAGGAAUGACUUGGGGGGUAUUCCGAGGAGUAAUGUGCGGUGUUAUGCGGUGGCUCCGGCAAGGUGUAUGUCACUUAAUUUGGCCGUGAAGUAUGCCGACGUUAUAUACUCCGUGGUGUUGCAGUGAACUGUGAAUGGUGUCCUCCCCCAUCUGGAGUUGGGAUGUCCUAAGGAUGACUUCCUACCAAGAACUCCCACUCCAUUGGAAGAUAUAUUUAAAUCCCUCUUCUG